GUUUGUGUCUCUUGGCUUUCUCAGGGCUCCGUCUUCGAGAAGCUCGUGUAGCAAAAGGCUUGUAUUUGAAUUUGAGAACAAAACGGUUUAACGCGCCGUUCGUCCUCCAGAGAGAAGCUGAAAGAAUGAGUGUGUCAGAAGAGCAGCGUCGCCUGCAGAUAUAAACAAGCAAGUCUCCAGCGAUGGCAGACUCGGACAGGGAGCAUGACCUCCGGGUGGUCCUACUUGGGAAAGUUGGUGCAGGCAAGAGUGAAUCAGGCAACACGCUGCUUGGCUCGUCUAGCUUUUUGUCUGAGCUCAGUGCCUCUGCGGUCACCCAGCAGUGUGAGGCACAGACUGUGACCUUGGGAGGAAGGCGGAUCAUGGUGGUUGACACUCCAGGACUGACUGCAAAAAUGGACUCAAACACAGCUAAGGAGAAACUGCUCCAGUGCCUCCAGUUCUCAGCUCCUGGUCCACAUGUUUUCCUGCUGGUGAUCUCCCUAGGCAGAUUUACCCAGCAGGAGAGGGACACAGUGGACAGAGUGAUAGAAGUGUUUGGGCAGGAUCUCUACAUGUUCACCAUCAUCCUCUUCACUUUUAAAGAAAAUAAUACCUCCAUUGAGGAAUAUAUCAGCACUGCCGGGGACAGUCUAAAGCAGCUGGUUCAGAAGUGUGGCAGCAGGUAUCACGCCUUCAGUGAAAAUCCUGGUAAAAAGGAUCAAGAGGAACUUCUAGCAAAGAUAGACAAACUGGUAUCAGCCAAUUGUGGUAGAUGGUACACCAACACAGAUAAUGAGAUAGAAGGUGGGGGAAGCUUGACCUCCAAAACAAGUGUCUCUGAAAAAGACAGCGCCCAAAAGGAGAGAGCAAAGAUCAUCAUGACCCGUCUGGAGUCCAUAUUCCAGGAACUGGAGCACAAAGUCAUCUCUCUGGUGAAGAAUCAGCUGAAGAGGUUCAAGAAGGUGCUGAGUCCAGAUUUCCCAGCAUGCUCUGAGAGGGAGGUGGAGGGUGAGGUGGACCAGACUGUCAGAGAAGGAACACUGCAGAUCGCACUGCACGUCCUGAGGAACAUGAACCAGACAGACCUCGCCAGCACAUUACAGACCAAACUGGCUCCUGUUUGUCAUCAAAAGUUUAAAUCCACAUUGAAGAAGAAAUUCCAGAGAAUUAAUGAAGGAAUCCCGUAUCAUGGAGGCUCAACACUUCUGAAUGAGAUCUACACAGAGCUCUACAUCACAGAAGGUGGGAGUGGAGAGGUCAAUAAUGAACAUGACGUGAGACAGAUUGAGACAGUGUCCAGGAGACCAGCAACACAGGAGAGACCCAUCAACUGCAAUGACCUCUUUAAAGACACAGCCGUCAGAACUGUACUGACUAAUGGAGUUGCUGGAAUUGGAAAAACAGUCUCAGUGCAGAAGUUCAUUCUGGACUGGGCUGAAGGAAAAGCUAAUCAGGAUGUCCUCUUCAUAUUUCCACUUCCUUUUAGGGAGCUGAACUCAGUGAAGAGUAGAAAACUCAGUCUAGUUGAUCUUCUUCGUCUCUUUUUCACAGACAUAAAACAAUUAAAACCAGCAGAUUAUUAUCAGUACAAAGUCUUGUUCAUCUUUGAUGGUCUGGAUGAAAGUCGACUUCCUCUAGAUUUCCAGAACAAUGAGAGCUUGUCUGAUGUAACACAGUCAGCCUCAGUGGAUGUGCUGCUAACAAACCUCAUCAAAGGGAAUCUGCUUCCCUCUGCUCUUCUCUGGAUCACCUCUCGACCAGCAGCAUGUGGUCAGAUCCCUCCUGAGUGUGUUGACCAGAUAACAGAGGUACGAGGAUUCAGUGACCCACAGAAAGAGGAAUACUUCAGGAAGAGGAUCAGUGACCAGAGUGCGGCCAACAGAGUCAUCACACAUAUGAAGUCAUCAAGAAGCCUCUACAUCAUGUGCCACAUACCGGUCUUCUGUUGGAUUGCAGCCACUGUUCUGGAGAGGAUGCUGGGUCAACCAGAGAGUGGAGAGAUCCCCAAGACUCUGACUCAAAUGUUCACACAGUUCCUGAUCUUUCAGAUCAAACACAAAGACCAAAAGUACCAUGGAAAAUGUGACACUGAUCCUGGGCAGACUAAAGAGAUUAUUCUGGCUCUGGGAAAACUGGCUUUCCAACAGCUGGAGAAAGGGAACCUGAUCUUCUAUGAAGGAGACCUGAGAGAGUGUGGCAUUGAUGUCAGAGAAGUGUCAGUGUACUCAGGAGUCUGCACUCAGAUCUUCAGAGAGGAGUUGGGGCUGCACCUGGGGAAGGUGUUCAGCUUUGUCCAUCUGAGUGUUCAGGAGUUUCUGGCUGCUUUGUUUGUAUUUUUCUCCUUUAUUCCUCAGAACAGAAAUGUGCUGAAACAUCAAACACAUUCAAAAUCAACAAUGACUGAUUUUCUCAAGAGUGCAGUGGACAGAGCUUUACAGAGUGAGAAUGGACACCUGGACCUUUUUCUCCGUUUCCUCCUGGGUCUCUCACUGGAGUCCAAUCAGACUCUCUUACGAGGCCUGCUGACUCAGACAGGAAGCACUUCUAACUGCAGAGAGGGAACAGUUGAGUACAUCAAGGAGAAGCUCAGGGAGAAUCUCUCUCCAGAGAAAUACAUCAAUCUGUUCCACUGUCUGAAUGAACUGAAUGACCGCUCUCUAGUGCAGGAAGUCCAGACAUACCUGAACAGAGGAGACUAUCGCCGUCUGCCUGGAUUCACCCUCUCUCCUGCUCAGUGGUCAGCUCUGGUGUUUGUGUUGUUGAACUCAGAGGAAGAGCUGGAUGAGUUUAAUCUGAGAAAAUAUGACCCAUCAGAGGAAUGUCUCCUGAGGCUUCUGCCAGUCGUUGCAGCAUCCAGAAAAGCUGUGCUGUGGGAUUGUGGUCUCUCAGAGAGAAGCUGUGCAGCUUUGGCCUCAGUUCUCAGCUCAAACUCCUCAAGUCUGAGAGAACUGGAUCUGAGUGUUAAUAGUCUGUGUGAUUCAGGAGUGACGCUGCUCUCUGCUGGACUGGAGGAUCAACACUGUAAACUGGAGACACUCAGGCUGUCUGGGUGUGAUCUCUCAGAGAGAAGCUGUGCAGCUUUGGCCUCAGUUCUCAGAUCAAACUCCUCAAGUCUGAGAGAACUGGAUCUGAGUGGAAAUAGUCUGUGUGAUUCAGGAGUGACGCUGCUCUCUGCUGGACUGGAGGAUCAACACUGUAAACUGGAGACACUCAGGCUGUCUUGGUGUCGUCUCUCAGAGAGAAGCUGUGCAGCUUUGGCCUCAGUUCUCAGCUCAAACUCCUCAAGUCUGAGAGAACUGGAUCUGAGUGGAAAUCUGAGUCUGUGUGAUUCAGGAGUGACGCUGCUCUCUGCUGGACUGGAGGAUCAACACUGUAAACUGGAGACACUCAGAUUAUGGGACUGCAGUAUUACAGAGAAAGGCUGUAAAGCUCUGGUUAAAACUUUGAAAUUAAAUCCUUCACAUUUGAGAGAGCUGGGUCUGGGUUGGAAUGAACCAGGAGAGUCAGGAGUGAAGAUGCUUUCUGCUCUACUAGAAGAUCCUCACUAUAAACUGGAGAAACUACACCUCCGAACACCAUUCACUGGGUCUAUGCACCGCUACACCGGAGGUUUAUGAGACAAAAUGUUUUUGGUCCCUUUUGAGUCAAGAUGCAGCACAGGGGUUUCCAUUUUUUUCUGCAGAACAGUGGCUGCACCCAAAUGUCAAACUCCUAACCUUUGAGGAUGACCUCACAUUGUCCCAAAGCACCUGGACUCCUGGGGACAACAUCAACCCUCUCAAACCAGUGGAAAUGUUGACAGACUUUCAUAAACUCACUCUAGAAAUCAACACUGUAGCUGGGAGAGUUGCAGCGUCUUUAAAGUUCCUGCAGGUCAACACCCAUGUACCCAUGUAACUCCAUCUGGAGCAAAAGUCUGUGAUGACGCUAGAGUGAAAAGGAGACUACCUUUACAAUGAAAAUGCACUGAAAAUGUAUUUUUUGGAUGCAUCAUUUUACCAGAAUCUGUAAAGGAUCUUGUUCCUUUCACUAACAUGAAAAAUAAAGUCGUUUUUUUUUCCA
Molecule: messenger RNA, 4044 nt
Organism: Pygocentrus nattereri (red-bellied piranha)
Lineage: Eukaryota; Metazoa; Chordata; Actinopteri; Characiformes; Serrasalmidae
Product: NACHT, LRR and PYD domains-containing protein 3-like
Exons: 11
Coding region: 183-3599 (1138 amino acids)
Molecular function (GO): protein binding; GTP binding
Source: RefSeq, a predicted model, not a curated record